AUGUAUGCUAGGCCGCAAGAGAUAUGGCCUCGGCUCCUACAACACGCUCCGCCCGCACUGAUUGAACUGUCUGGCCUCCUUUGCAUUCAAUUCGUGGGAUUCUGGCUGCCAUCGAUGAUUUUGCUCGGUGCGGAUUUCUGGAACAUGCCAGGAUCUAGGAAGCACAAGAUACAGCCACCAGCCCGGCAGCCAACUCGCGAACAGAUAUCUCGUUGUAUUUCCACUGUACUGAGCAAUCAGCUGAUGGCAUUUACCGUCAAGAUCACUGAGCUGGGCUUGUUGCGACUCCUUGGCAAGCAGUCGUUCUAUCGCUACGAUGCCGCCCUGCCAGGAUGGCAUGAACUAUGCCGAGAUAUCGCCGGCUGCGUUAUUAUCUGCGAGGUCCUCUUUUACUAUUCACACCGACUCCUGCAUAGCCGACACUUCUAUCGACGCAUCCACAAGCGACACCACGAGUUCGCCGCCCCGAUAGCGAUCGUUGCGCAAUACUGCCAUCCAAUUGAGCAUUUGCUAUCGAACCUCGUCCCCUUCUGGCUACCACCUUAUCUUCUUGGCUGUCAUAUCAUUACCUGCUUCAUCUUCUGGACGGCAGGUGUCACUGAAACCAUCAUCGCUCAUAGUGGAUACGACUUCUUCGCUACGUUGUCGAAAGCGCACGACAAGCAUCAUGAGAAGUUCAAUAUCAACUUUGGCACGCUUGGCUUCCUGGACUGGCUUCACGGCACCUCCGGCUGA
Messenger RNA from Fulvia fulva, 735 nucleotides. Its product is annotated as Fatty acid hydroxylase domain-containing protein 2. Gene Ontology annotation, biological process: ergosterol biosynthetic process. NCBI's taxonomy places the organism in Eukaryota, Fungi, Ascomycota, Dothideomycetes, Mycosphaerellales, Mycosphaerellaceae. Gene Ontology annotation, molecular function: iron ion binding; C-4 methylsterol oxidase activity. The coding region runs from base 1 to 735 and encodes 244 amino acids. The transcript has a single exon. The record is from RefSeq and is a predicted model, not a curated record.